Folsomia candida is the source of this 3185-nucleotide messenger RNA. RefSeq names its product histone acetyltransferase KAT2A (gene Gcn5). The transcript is spliced from 22 exons. The coding region runs from base 27 to 2693 and encodes 888 amino acids. Lineage: Eukaryota; Metazoa; Arthropoda; Collembola; Entomobryomorpha; Isotomidae. Gene Ontology annotation, cellular component: nucleus; histone acetyltransferase complex. Gene Ontology annotation, biological process: chromatin remodeling; positive regulation of transcription by RNA polymerase II. The record is from RefSeq and is a predicted model, not a curated record. Gene Ontology annotation, molecular function: histone H3 acetyltransferase activity; protein binding.
GGUAGUGGAGUGGAAAUUAGGGGACGAUGAGCAAUAACAAUUCGACGAUCAUGGAGGCGCCGUCCCCAGGGGGAGAAAAUAACAAUUCUUCAUCCUCCUCCAACAACAACAUGACCUCCCAGCUGGCUGACCCACAACAACAGCGAAUCUGGCAUUCCGCGAGAAUUGCGAACAGAAAAGCGCAAUUUCGAUCAAUGCCGAAAAAUGAGAAAAUUAGCAAGCUCGCAACUCAUUCUUCGUGUAAGGUGGAUGGGUGCAACUGUGCUGGUUGGAAAAGUCUGGCAACGGGGAGAAACUUUUUAUUUCCACCCUCCUCCACAUCUGCUCCCACGGAUAAUCAAUUUGAAAACCUAAAUGAGCCUUGUCGAAAUUGCCAGCACACUUUCGAAAAACACAUAUCCGAUUUAGUAAAGUUGAAAGAUGUAGAAAUUGACGAGUUGGUCGGGACCAUGGUGGACAUUGAGACUCUAUUCCUUGUCCUACAAAGGGACCCAGUGUCUGAUGACAGAACAGUUCCACCGUUUUUAAUGCCUGAACGACAAACAACUGGUAGCCACGUAAUAGAUGCCGACAAAAUGAUCUUCAACACUCUUUACUACCUCUUUCGUCUUUUGAGGAAAAGUGUCGCUUCCUGCUGUUCCCCCCUCCCCGACUUUACCACUUUAGGCAAACCUCCAUAUGAAGAGCCUUGUGUCAGCAGGGCCCUCAUGGCCACAAUUGCAUUCCGCUAUGCACAUGUUUCCGAAUUAGAAUGGUCCGGUGUGGUUGAUCUCGGCAAAAUCCUGCUACACACGUUCAACAUUUGUAAACUUGAUCCUCCAUCGGUAGCUGCAACACGAUUAGGGGCAGGAGGGCAUGACCACUACAAACACCUUUAUACCAGAUGGCUCAUUUUAUGUCAUGUACCGUUAAUGUGUGACUCGCUGCCAAAAUAUGAUGCGACCAGUGCAUUCGGACGACAAUUUAUGAAAGAAAUAUUUAGCUCGGUGAAAAAACAUUUGAUCGAAAAGUUUAUUACGGAGCAAGACAAAAUUCCUCAACCAAAGAGAGACCUGUUUUCCAAGCUGCUUCCUGGAUUUCUAGAUAACGUUGAACAAACUAUCCAUUCUCCCAAUUCACCAGUGUGGGAUAUUAAUUUUCGACCCUUGUUACCUCCUCAUGCUCAACAAGCUGGCAGAGCACCAGUGGCCACUUCCAUGCCACAGCAACAAGCAUUGGGUGGUCAAGCUUCAUCUCAGGGCGCGUCCCCAGCCGUUGCAACAGGUGCUUCUUCCACUAUGGUCGUAACCCCUAGCUCCACAGUCAUAAAAAUGGAACAGAAUGAAGUGGCUGAAGCAGAAACGAUGGACGUGGAUCUUCCCGAUGUGCAUCCUUCGGCGGCCACAAUGGGGUCAUUAUCUGCAAAGAGUCCAGUGUCAAAAAUGGAGGUGGAGGACCCAAUUACAAGUAAUGAAUCUGUGCUGUCCAUUCCAUUAAUUACAGACGAUGGAGACUUGCCAUUGGAUUUGGUAAAAUCAAUGUUUCGUGAACUGGAUGCAUCUCAAAAGAGGGGGGACGGUGAUACGUUGUUCGAAGAUAUAGCAGCGAGAGAUGAAGCUGCGAAAAUCGAAGAACUGAAAAAGAUCAUUUCAUGUCACGUUGUAGGAAAUUCUCUUACUAAGACUGUAUCAAAAGAGACUAUGAUGUGGCUUGUAGGUCUUCAAAAUGUAUUUUCACACCAACUUCCGAGAAUGCCAAAAGAGUAUAUUACUAGACUUGUAUUUGAUCCAAAACAUAAAACACUGGCUUUAAUCAAGGAUGGAAGACCCAUCGGCGGUAUUUGUUUCCGCAUGUUCCCUACUCAAGGAUUUACAGAAAUCGUUUUUUGUGCUGUAACUUCAAACGAGCAGGUAAAAGGAUAUGGGACGCAUUUAAUGAACCAGCUCAAAGAUUACCACAUUAAGAUGGGAGUUUUACAUUUCUUGACAUAUGCUGAUGAGUUCGCGAUAGGUUACUUUAAGAAACAAGGAUUUAGUAUGGAAAUUACCAUCGGGAAAAACUUGUACACGGGUUUUAUUAAAGAGUAUGAAGGUGCAACCCUGAUGCACUGCGAGUUAAAUCCAAAGAUAGUAUAUACCGCUUUCACGGCUGUUAUCCGAAAACAAAAGCAAUUUAUGCUGAAACUAGUUCAAAACAAAUAUGACGCUUUGAAGGCUAUGGAGUACCCUGGAAUACAAUGGAAAGAACUGAGACGCUUGGAAGAAAUUCCUGGCUUACAACAAGCUGCAGACUAUUGCGGUCUACCAUUGCCCUUGGUCCACAAAGAAGACGAAAGUAACGCCGGUUUACAAAUGGUGUACAAAUCCAUCUUAAAUCAAGUUCGGAGUCAUAGUGCUGCUUGGCCAUUCUUGAAACCCGUUGAUAGAAACGAAGUUCCUGAUUACUAUGAGCAUAUUCAAUUUCCAAUGGAUCUGAAAACUAUGGGGGAUCGACUGAAAAAGGGGUAUUAUAUCAGCAAAAAGCUAUUUAUAGCAGACAUGACUAGAGUCUUCACCAAUUGUCGUACCUACAAUUCUCAAGAAACGGAUUAUUAUAAGUUGGCAAAUAGUCUCGAGAAGUUUUUUAUGAACAAAAUGAGAGAUUCUGGACUCCUUGACAGAGAAAAGGAUAGAAAUAGUUCCAAGGCGUUAUCCACACGGGGUGAUAAAUUUUAGAUUAUGGGUUGCACCAGGUAUUCUCACUUUUCAGACUUUCCAGAGCUAUGUCGAUUUUGAACGUAGUGGGCUUUAUAGACACGCUAAUUACAACUUCUUUGGAACACGCUCCAAUACAUUUGAUGUACUACCCGAAAGUGAGAUAAUAUGCUAUAUUAUUGCCGUUGUUGCAGUAGUGCUCCCUUAGACGGCAUCUUACUUUCGUCCUUAUACUUUUCGAUAUACUUUGUAUUUGGAAGAUCCCAAUAUUUUUAUUAAGCUGCAAUUUAUUGUUGGUUUUGCAUAUUCUGUGAUAUGAUGCACUUCUUUAUAUGAACUCCUUGUUGUGUUUAACGUAAACUUAUUUAUGUUAUAAUUUUUAGUCAAGUUGCUUAUAAGUUAUUUGUAACCAACUGUAAUCAUUAUAUAAUUUAUAAAUGUACAAAUAUUUUGAAACUAAUUUAUAGCGGAUCUCUUAAUAAAACGUGCCUUCAAACGACUUGAAUACAUACA